This is a messenger RNA of Zootoca vivipara (common lizard), 2647 nucleotides long. RefSeq names its product centrosomal protein 76 (gene CEP76). The record is from RefSeq and is a predicted model, not a curated record. Gene Ontology annotation, cellular component: centriole. Gene Ontology annotation, biological process: regulation of centriole replication. Lineage: Eukaryota; Metazoa; Chordata; Lepidosauria; Squamata; Lacertidae.
ACACAGGCGGGUGAGUGCGCGGGAGGGUGCCCGUCUCCCUGGUGUCAAAGUCGCUCGUUCCUUUUCGGGAGAUCCGCUUAAAAAUAACGCCCGCCUCGUUUUUGUUUGCCUCCCCAAGAAAUUGUAGCAGCUGCUCAGCUAUGGCUCUGUCUCCGGAGAAAGCCUCGGAGCUCAAACAGAUUAUUCACCAGCAGUUAACUAAGAUGGAUGUUCACAGCAGGAUUCGAGAAGUGCUUGCUGAGACCAUACGUGAAGAGCUGCCACCUCAACAUCAGCAGCUAUCCCAAGAAGAUCUAAUAAAAGCCCUCACACGACGAGGAAUCAUUGAUGAUGUUAUGAAAGAACUACAUUUUGUAACAGAUAUAAAUGACAAAGAAAUUACUUCAACUCCAAAACCCGCUACUCAUUUUGUUGACCGACAGGCAGCAGUGCUGAAGAAAACAAAUAUUGACCCAACACGAAGGUAUCUUUAUCUUCAGGUUUUGGGUGGAAAAGCUUUUCUGGAACAUCUGCAGGAACCAGAACCUUUACCUGGUCAAAUUUGUUCUACUUUGACACUUUGCUUGCAUUUCCGAAACCAACGUUUCCGCUCUAAACCUGUCCCGUGUGCCUGUGAACCAGAUUUCAGUGAUGGUUUUCUACUUGAAGUAUACAAGGAAAGCUUAGGUGAAGCAAGUAAAAUGGCAGAUGCAACCACUAUGCUAUCAAUUUGUGAUCCAGUCCAUAUUGUCUUGAUCAAAACAGACACAUCUGGUGAGACCACAUUAGUAGCAUCCUAUUUCUUAGAGUGGCGGUCUGUCCUUUGUGCAGAGAACAGGAUUACAAAUGUUGCUGUUGAACUUCUGGGUGUAGGUACAGAAUCAAAAGUUUCUGUUGGAGUCCUUAAUAUCAGACUUGAAAUGUAUCCAAAGCUAAAUAAGACACUUUCUCAGGAAAUAGUUACUACUCAGUUUUCUUUAGAACGCCAGAAAACAGCAGAAAAAGAACGCCUGUUUCUUGUUUAUGCCAAGCAGUGGUGGAGAGAAUAUCUGCAGAUUAGGACUUCACACAACACAAGACUGGUGAAAAUUUUUGCACAGGAUGAAAAUGGGAUAAACAGGCCAGUCUGUUCAUAUGUCAAGCCUCUUCGAGCAGGCCGACUUCUAGACACACCCAGGCAAGCGGCAAGAUUUGUCAGUGUGCUUGGUUAUGAAAGAGCCCCUAUCAUUGGUGGAGGAAAUAGUAAACAAGAACAGUGGUGUACUCUUCUGGCUUUUCUAUGUAGAAAUAAGGGAGAUUGUGAGGAUCAUGCUAACCUUUUGUGCAGUCUUCUACUGGGAUUUGGACUAGAAGCUUUUGUCUGUGUAGGAACAAAGGCCAAAGGAGCUCCUCACACUUGGGUAAUGACUUACGGGAUUGAUGGAAUAAUCACUUUCUGGGAGAGUUUAACAGGACAUAGAUAUAUCCACAAUCCUAUAAAACCUGAUGAUCCUCCAAUUGUUGAACAACCCAAGCCACUGUAUCCUUACCGAACAAUAGGAUGUGUCUUCAAUCACCACAAGUUUUUGGCAAACUGCCAACCUACUGAUGCCGUAGAAAUCUGUGCCUUUGACUUGCAUGAUGAAUCCAAAUGGAAACCAAUGAGUGGUGAAGCAAUCAAAUCUGUAUGUUCUCCAGGAGCCACAACUGCACUUCCUCAUUUUCCUCCUCUCUGUGCUUCGUCAGUAGACGCUGCAGUGACAAGCAAUGAACUGGAGUUACAACUGAGAAUGUUAGUGGUAGAACACAGAAAGGACCUUGGUCUUUCAACAGUUUGGGACGACCAGCUUUCUUACCUCUUGUCUCCAGCCUUGGCAGCCUAUGAACUUGAACGUACCACAGGUGUUUCUUCAGGUAAUGAAGAAUUUCAAGAUGCCAUCAGGAGAGCAGUACCCAAUGGACACACAUUCAAAGGAUUUCCCAUUCAUUUUGUACACAGAAAUGCAAGGAGAGCAUUUGCUGCGUGUCUUCGGUCUCCUUUUUGUGACGAAAUACUGUGCUGUAGAGGGGACCAAGUGCGACUUGCAGUUCGUGUCAGAGUUUUCACAUAUCCUGAAUCCGCAUGUGCCGUAUGGAUCAUGUUUGCUUGCAAAUACCGUUGCGUACUCUAAGAACCACUUGCACUUUGAACUGAAAUCCUCCACAGUUAUGUCAAAUUCCCACUGAGGUCAAAUACUUCUCACUAUUAAUGAUGUCAGGCGUGCAUUCUGAUCCUGAACACAUUUACUUGGAAGUAAAUCCCAUUGGUUUGUACUUAGCACUGCUGUUCCAGUUGCUCAGACUUUCACUUGUGCAACUGAACUUCCCCAUCCUCUCUUCCACCCUGCACGCACUGUGCACUCUUAAAGUCUGCUCCAGUGGGUUGGAGGACCCUCCAGAGCAGAUUUUGAGGGCGUGUAUGGAAGGAGGUGAAGAAGGAAAAGUCCCACUGUGCAAUUGGAACUGUACUCACUCAGUGUUGGAUACAACCCACUGAUUUCAGUGCAACAUUUAUCUAAGUGUGCUUAGGAUCACAGCCUUGAAGAGACAAGAUUGAAUAUUAUUGUAUUUAAUGGUAUGCCUUUAGUAAAGGCUUCUGCCUCAAUAUAAUGUUAUGAGUUUUGGCUGUGUGAUUGUGUUCAGAGUAUCA